AUGCCCGUGGCGCUGGGGCUGCUGCUGCUGCUGCUGGUGCUGAGCCCGGUGGGCACCCUGCAGCCGGGGCUCGAGCCCCCCAACCUUGAUGCCACCGAGGCAGGGGCCGUCCUCUUCGCUGAUGCCUACAACAGCACGGCCGAGAUCGUCCUCUUCAAGAGCGUCUCGGCCAGCUGGGAUUACUACACCAACCUGACGGCCACCAACGGUGCCCUGCAGGUCGAGGCAUCGCUGGAGGAGCAAAACUUCACAGAGGCAUGGGGCAAGAAAGCCAAGGAGCUCUACGGCAGCAUCUGGAGCAACUUCAGUGACCCGCAGCUGAAGAAAAUCAUUGGCUCCAUCCAGACCCUGGGGCCCUCCAACCUGCCCCUGGACAAGCGACAGCAGUACAACACCAUCCUGAGCGACAUGGACAAAAUCUACUCCACGGCCAAGGUGUGCCCGGCCAACGAUACCUGCUGGGAGCUGGAGCCAGACCUCUCGGACAUCAUGGCCACCUCCCGCAGCUACAAGAAGCUCCUGUAUGCCUGGGAGGGCUGGCACAACGCCGCAGGAAACCCACUGCGUACCAAGUACGAGGAGUUUGUGCAGCUGAGCAAUGAGGCGUACCAGAUGGACGGCUUUGAGGACACAGGCAGCUACUGGCGCUCCUGGUAUGACUCAGCCUCCUUCGAGGAAGACCUGGAGCAUCUCUACAACCAGCUGGAGCCACUCUACCUCAACCUGCAUGCCUUUGUCCGGAGGAAGCUGUACGACCGCUACGGCCCCAAAUACAUCAACCUGAAGGGCCCCAUCCCUGCCCACCUCCUGGGCAACAUGUGGGCUCAGCAGUGGAACAACAUCUAUGACCUGAUGGUCCCCUACCCCGAGAAGCCCAACCUCGAUGUGACGAGCACCAUGGUGAAGCAGGGCUGGAACGCCACCCACAUGUUCCGGGUCUCGGAGGAGUUCUUCACAUCCCUGGGGUUGCUGGAGAUGCCCCCAGAGUUUUGGGACAAGUCCAUGCUGGAGAAGCCAACAGAUGGGCGGGAGGUGGUGUGUCAUGCCUCGGCCUGGGACUUCUACAACCGCAAGGACUUCAGGAUCAAGCAGUGCACAGCGGUGACCAUGGAGCAGCUGUUCACGGUGCACCACGAGAUGGGCCACGUGCAGUACUACCUGCAGUACAAGGACCAGCCCGUCUCCUUCCGCAGCGGGGCCAACCCUGGCUUCCACGAGGCCAUUGGCGAUGUCAUGUCCCUGUCUGUCUCCACCCCCAGCCACCUCCAGAAAAUCGGGCUCCUCAGCAGUGCCACCGAGGAUGCAGAGAGCAACAUCAACUACCUGCUGAAGAUGGCCUUGGAGAAGAUUGCCUUCCUGCCCUUUGGCUACCUCAUCGACCAGUGGCGCUGGAACGUGUUCAAUGGCCACACGCCCCCCAGUCGUUACAACUACGACUGGUGGUAUCUGAGAACUAAAUACCAGGGUAUUUGUGCUCCGAUUUCGAGGAACGAAAGCAACUUUGAUCCUGGUGCAAAGUACCACAUCCCUGGGAACACCCCUUACAUCAGGUACUUUGUGAGCUUCAUCCUCCAGUUCCAGUUUCACAAGGCGCUGUGCCAGGCAGCCCACCACACCGGUCCCCUACACACCUGUGACAUCUAUAUGUCCAAAGAGGCUGGAGCCAAACUCAGGGAGGUGCUGAAAGCUGGGUCUUCCAAGUCAUGGCAGGAAAUCCUGUUCAACCUCACUGGCACGGAUAAGAUGGACGCUGGGGCCCUCCUGGAGUACUUCAGCCCUGUCACCACCUGGCUUGAGGAGCAGAACAACAAGACCAAUGAGGUGCUGGGCUGGCCAGAGUUCGACUGGCGUCCCCCUGUCCCCGAAGGCUACCCCGAAGGCAUUGACAAAAUAGCAGAUGAGGCACAAGCUAAAGAGUUCUUGUCCGAGUACAACAGCACGGCUGAGGAGGUGUGGUAUGCCUACACUGAGGCGUCCUGGGCCUACAACACCAACAUCACCGACCACAACAAAGAGAUCAUGCUGGAGAAGAACUUGGCCAUGUCCAAGCACACCCUUGAGUACGGGAUGAGAGCCAGGCAGUUCGAUGCCUCUGACUUCCAGGACCAAACUGUCACACGCAUCCUCAAGAAGCUGAGCAUCAUUGAGAGGGCAGCCCUGCCUGAGGAUGAGCUGAAGGAGUACAACACCCUUCUCUCAGAUAUGGAGACCACAUACAGCAUAGCCAAGGUCUGCAGGGAGAACAAAACCUGUCACCCCCUGGAUCCUGACCUCACAGACAUCCUGGCCACCUCAAGGGACUACGAUGAGCUCCUCUUUGUCUGGAAGGGCUGGCGGGAUGCUUCUGGGAAGAAAAUGAGGAACAACUACAAGCGAUACGUGGAACUGAGCAACAAGGCAGCUGUGCUCAACGGCUACACAGACAAUGGGGCUUACUGGAGAUCCCUGUAUGAGACAUCCACCUUCGAGGAAGAUCUGGAUAAGUUGUACCUGCAGCUUCAGCCCCUGUACCUCAACCUGCAUGCCUAUGUACGCCGGGCCCUAUACAAAAAGUAUGGAGCUGAGCACAUAAACCUGAAGGGUCCCAUCCCUGCUCACCUGCUAGGCAACAUGUGGGCCCAGUCAUGGUCCAACAUUUUCAACCUGGUUGUGCCCUACCCAGAUGCCACCAAGGUGGAUGCCACCCCAGCCAUGAAAGAACAGGGCUGGACACCCAAGAUGAUGUUUGAAGAGUCGGACCGUUUCUUUACCUCCCUGGGCCUCAUCCCCAUGCCGCAGGAGUUCUGGGACAAGUCCAUGAUCGAGAAGCCGACGGAUGGGCGGGAGGUGGUGUGUCAUGCCUCGGCCUGGGACUUCUACAACCGCAAGGACUUCAGGAUCAAGCAGUGCACUGUGGUGAACAUGGAUGACCUGAUCACGGUGCACCACGAGAUGGGCCACGUCCAGUACUUCCUGCAGUACAUGGACCAGCCCAUCUCAUUCCGCGAUGGAGCCAAUCCUGGCUUCCACGAGGCCAUUGGGGAUGUUAUGGCCUUGUCUGUCUCCACCCCCAAACAUCUGCACAGCAUCAAGCUGCUGGACCAAGUCACAGAAAAUGAAGAAAGUGAUAUUAACUACCUGAUGAGCAUCGCCCUGGACAAAAUCGCCUUCCUGCCCUUCGGGUACCUCAUGGACCAGUGGCGCUGGAAGGUGUUUGACGGGCGGAUCAAGGAGGACGAGUACAACCAGCAGUGGUGGAACCUCAGGCUGAAGUACCAGGGCUUGUGCCCACCAACACCAAGGUCUGAAGAUGACUUCGACCCUGGAGCAAAGUUUCACAUCCCUGCCAAUGUCCCCUACAUCAGGUACUUUGUCAGCUUCGUGAUCCAGUUCCAGUUCCACCAGGCUCUCUGCACCGCAGCCGGGCACACGGGGCCUCUUCACAAGUGUGACAUCUACCAGUCCAAGGAGGCCGGGAAGCUCUUGGGGGAGGCCAUGAAGCUGGGUUUCAGCAAGCCGUGGCCUGAAGCCAUGCAGCUCAUCACAGGGCAGCCCAACAUGUCAGCCGAGGCCCUGAUGAGCUACUUCGAGCCCCUCAUGACGUGGCUGGUGAAGGAGAACGAGAAGAACGGGGAGGUCCUGGGCUGGCCCGAGUACAACUGGACUCCUUACACAGCUGCUCAAAGCCAAGCUGGCUCCGACCGAACCGAUUUCCUGGGCAUGUCCCUGAGCAGCAAACAAGCCGCUGCAGGUGGCUGGGUACUGCUCGCCCUGGCGCUCGUCUUUGUGAUCACCACCAUCUUCUUGGGCGUCAAGUUGUCCUCAGCAAGGAGAAAGGCCUUCAAAUCCAGCUCAGAAAUGGAACUGAAAUAA
This is a messenger RNA of Cygnus atratus (black swan), 3852 nucleotides long. RefSeq names its product angiotensin I converting enzyme (gene ACE). Gene Ontology annotation, biological process: proteolysis. Gene Ontology annotation, molecular function: peptidyl-dipeptidase activity; metallopeptidase activity. The record is from RefSeq and is a predicted model, not a curated record. The transcript is spliced from 25 exons. Gene Ontology annotation, cellular component: plasma membrane. Lineage: Eukaryota; Metazoa; Chordata; Aves; Anseriformes; Anatidae. Bases 1 to 3852 code for a protein of 1283 amino acids.